Molecule: messenger RNA, 2632 nt
Organism: Psammomys obesus (fat sand rat)
Lineage: Eukaryota; Metazoa; Chordata; Mammalia; Rodentia; Muridae
Gene: Kcnc3
Product: potassium voltage-gated channel subfamily C member 3
Biological process (GO): potassium ion transmembrane transport; protein homooligomerization
Cellular component (GO): voltage-gated potassium channel complex; neuronal cell body membrane; axon
Molecular function (GO): protein binding; delayed rectifier potassium channel activity
Source: RefSeq, a predicted model, not a curated record
GCCAUGGGGCGGCACGGCGGCGGCGGCGGCGACAGCGGUAAGAUCGUGAUCAACGUGGGCGGCGUGCGCCAUGAGACGUACCGCUCCACGCUGCGCACCCUGCCGGGGACCCGGCUGGCCGGGCUGACCGAGCCCGAGGCGGCCGCGCGCUUCGACUACGACCCGGGCACGGACGAGUUCUUCUUCGACCGCCACCCGGGCGUCUUCGCCUACGUGCUCAACUACUACCGCACCGGCAAGCUGCACUGCCCGGCCGACGUGUGCGGGCCGCUCUUCGAGGAGGAGCUGGGCUUCUGGGGCAUCGACGAGACGGACGUGGAGGCCUGCUGCUGGAUGACCUACCGCCAGCACCGCGACGCCGAGGAGGCUUUGGAUUCCUUCGAGGCCCCCGAUUCCUCGGGCGCUGCCAACUCCGCCAACGCCGGGGGCGCCCACGAUGCGGGCCUUGACGACGAGGCGGGAGCAGGAGGCGGCGGCCUGGACGGGGCCGGCGGCGAACUCAAGCGUCUGUGCUUCCAGGACGCGGGCGGAGGCGCCGGGGGACCUACCGGGGGCGCGGGCGGCGCGGGUGGCACGUGGUGGCGGCGCUGGCAGCCUCGCGUGUGGGCGCUUUUCGAGGACCCCUACUCGUCGCGGGCCGCCAGGUAUGUGGCCUUCGCCUCCCUAUUCUUCAUCCUCAUCUCCAUCACCACUUUCUGCCUGGAAACACACGAGGGCUUCAUCCACAUCAGCAACAAGACGGUGACGCAAGCCUCCCCAAUCCCUGGGGCUCCCCCCGAGAACAUCACCAAUGUGGAGGUGGAGACAGAACCUUUUCUGACCUACGUGGAAGGCGUGUGCGUGGUCUGGUUCACCUUUGAGUUUCUCAUGCGUGUCACCUUCUGCCCAGAUAAGGUGGAGUUCCUCAAAAGCAGCCUGAACAUCAUCGACUGUGUGGCCAUCUUACCCUUCUACCUGGAGGUGGGCCUAUCAGGUCUCAGCUCCAAAGCUGCCAAGGAUGUGCUGGGCUUUCUGCGUGUCGUCCGCUUCGUUCGUAUCCUUCGUAUCUUCAAGCUGACACGUCACUUUGUGGGGCUGCGUGUGCUGGGCCACACGCUCCGGGCCAGCACCAACGAGUUCUUGUUACUCAUUAUCUUCCUGGCUCUGGGGGUCCUCAUCUUUGCCACCAUGAUCUACUAUGCUGAGCGCAUCGGUGCCGACCCUGAUGACAUCCUGGGCUCCAACCACACCUACUUCAAGAACAUCCCCAUCGGCUUCUGGUGGGCUGUGGUCACCAUGACCACCCUGGGCUACGGAGACAUGUAUCCCAAGACGUGGUCUGGGAUGCUGGUUGGGGCGCUGUGUGCCCUAGCUGGCGUGCUGACCAUUGCCAUGCCCGUGCCCGUCAUUGUCAACAACUUCGGCAUGUACUAUUCACUGGCUAUGGCCAAGCAGAAAUUGCCAAAGAAGAAAAACAAACAUAUCCCCAGGCCCCCGCAGCCUGGCUCACCCAACUACUGCAAGCCCGACCCCCCACCUCCACCCCCGCCACACCCCCACCACGGCAGCAGUGGCAUCAGCCCACCACCGCCCAUCACCCCUCCUUCCAUGGGGAUGAAUGUGGCCGGGGCCUACCCACCUGGACCCCACACGCACCCUGGGCUGCUCAGGGGUGGUGCUGGGGGACUGGGCAUCAUGGGAUUGCCUCCUCUGCCAGCCCCUGGUGAGCCCUGCCCACUGGCUCAAGAAGAGGUGAUUGAAACCAACAGGGCAGGCAGUGACUUGGGUGUCGUGGAGGAAGGAGACCCCCGUCCCAAUGGGGACCCCGCAGCAGCUGCACUGGCCCAUGAGGACUGCCCCGCCAUUGACCAGCCAGCCAUGUCUCCGGAAGACAAGAGCCCCAUCACUCCUGGAAGCCGGGGUCGCUACAGCCGGGACCGAGCCUGCUUCCUUGUCACUGACUAUGCCCCUUCCCCUGAUGGCUCCAUCCGAAAAGCCACUGGUGCUCCCCCACUGUCCCCCCAUGCUGGCGUAAGCCAGCCCCCCCAAGCUUCUUGCCCGACCUCAACGCCAACGCAGCAGCCUGGAUACCCCCCUAGUGGACGAGCCCCCUUCCCCCCAGGCUCUUGUCACCGCCUGAGACCUCGAGAGACCCUCGGGUUCCCCCUGUCCCUUCCCCCCAGGUUACGAGAAGUCCCGCAGCCUGAGCAGCAUUGUGGGCCUGAGUGGGGUGUCCCUGCGUCUCGCGCCCCUCGCCACGCCCCCUGGCUCACCCCGGGCCACGCGCCGAGCUCCCCCGACCCUCCCCUCCAUCCUCUAGUGCUUCCCGAACCCCUGUGGGAGGACUGGGGGUGAUGGGAAGGUCGAAAGGAGUUGGGAGUGGGGGAAAGGGUUUUUUGUUUUUUUUUUAAGUUAUUAAUAAUAUGCAAAAGAGAAGGUGAUGCCAGCAGACGCCCCCGGGGCCUCUCACUCCCCACAUACUAGAGCCCCCACGAUAGAGGGGGCGGGGCUGGAGCCUGUCCCCCCCCCCCCCACCCCCCCCCCCCUUCCAAAAAAAAAAAAAAAGCAAACCUCAGGUCUCCAUGAGCCAUAGGACACCCUUCCCAUCGACCCCUGUAAAUAACUAAAAGCUGAUUCCAUCUUGGGGCACCCA